Messenger RNA from Ficedula albicollis (Collared flycatcher), 453 nucleotides. It is a transcript of the gene COXFA4, whose product is annotated as NDUFA4, mitochondrial complex associated. Bases 125 to 376 code for a protein of 83 amino acids. NCBI's taxonomy places the organism in Eukaryota, Metazoa, Chordata, Aves, Passeriformes, Muscicapidae. The record is from RefSeq and is a predicted model, not a curated record. The transcript has 4 exons.
GGGGGGGGCCUCGGUGACAUUGGGGCUCGGCGACUGAAGGAGGGGGCAGCGCUGCGGAGCCUGCACGGAGCGAGAUCUUCGCCUGCUCUCGCCGCCACCAAUCCGCCACCACCAGCCCGGCGCCAUGGUGCUGGGCACUAUCCUCACCCACGCGAAGAAGCACCCGGCCUUGAUCCCUCUGUUUGUGAUCAUUGGAUCUGGAGGUGUUGGCGCAGGCCUGUAUCUGAUGCGUUUGGCCAUGUUCAACCCUGAUGUCAGCUGGGACAAGAAAAAUAACCCAGAACCUUGGAACAAAAUGUCUCCCAGUGACCAAUACAAGUUUGUCUCCAUUAAUAUGGACUACAGUAGACUCAAAAAGGAUCGUCCUGACUUCUAAAAACACACUCAUGUCCAUAAGCUGCACAGAAAGGUCUUCCAUAAGCCAUCCGCACAAGUGUCAUGCUUGAUCAUCCA